UCAGUUUGGAGUCAUGGUUCCUGCAUUGAUCUGUUUUCUGCUCUUCCUUUCAGCGGGAUUCAUUUCCAGUUACCAAGAUGAUGGUGACAACCAGACGACAUCCAAUAAGAGCAACGUUGAUUCGCCAGAAAAAAUUUGCAGCUACUGGGAUAUUCUGCAGAACCUCUCUUCUGGCAGUAUGGCACAGGAAAAAGCCAAGUAUACCAUGACCAGACCUGUCACAAAUUCUAAAACAAAGACUAUAGUUCGCAUUGAGAUGGCUAUCUUUUCCAUUCUGGAUCUGAAAGAAGAAGAUCAAUCCUUCAUAGCAUAUGUUUGGUUUUUAAUGGAAUGGAAUAAUGAAUAUAUUCACUGGAACUUAGAGGACUUUUGUGGCAUAGAAUAUGUACAAGUUCCACGCGAAGCUUUAUGGAUGCCUGACAUCACUAUUGAAGAAAUGAUAGAAAAGGAUAAAGCCCCAAUAAGCCCUUUUCUCUACGUUGCUCAUAAUGGGACUGUAGGAUACAGGGAUGAUAAAGUUGUGAAGACCACCUGCAAGAUGCAUAUUUAUUACUUCCCCUUUGACACUCAGAGCUGCAAUAUUUCCUUUAAGUCUGUCUCGUAUGCUGAUUACCAAUUAACCCUUGAUCCCAUUACAAAAAAUGAAUUUAAUACCAAUUUGUCUAUGAAUACAAUCCAGAUGAAGUAUGAGUGGGAGUUUCUCAAUAUCUCAGUCCGCCGCAAAGAAGACAAAAUUUUUAACUAUGAUCAAGAUAUCAUUGUCUACACUGUAACCAUGAGGAGAAAGUCUACACUGUAUGUUGUCAACUUUUUGCUGCCUGUCCUCUUCUUCUGGUGUCUGGAUGUUGCCUCGAUCCUGAUGUCAAACGGUGGUGGGGAGAAGAUUAGCUUCAAAGUAACCGUACUACUUGCCGUUACAGUGAUGCAGCUUAUUCUCAUUGAAAUUUUACCUUUUACCACAAGCAAGAUCCCACUUAUAGUGAUUUACUGCAUCGGGAUAUUUUCAAUAAUGCUGCUAAGCCUCUUGGAGACAAUUUGGGUGAAUUAUCUGAUGGAGAAAGACUCACACGAUGAUGGCCAGAUAGAGAGUGACAACAAACCAAUAAAGGCCUCUUCCAUUGAGAUGAUGGAUCAAACAACAUCUAUGUACCAAAGGGGUGGAAGCAGCCAACUGACUGGGCUCCUGGAAAAAAUCUCAAUUGAGCUUAGAGAGAUAAAAACAACUUUACAUGGCAAAAAAACAAAACAGAAGGGUGGUUACUGGACCAGAGUUGCCAAAAAAAUAGACAAGAUCUUUUCUACUGUAUAUAUCUUAGGAGUCCUUCUGUUUUUAAUUAUCAUCUUCUCAGAGUGGCAGUCACAAUUAAAGAGACACUAAAUAUUUUCUGCUUGUUUUAAAAAAAAACCGAGGAAGAAAUAUCGAAGAAAACCUUGUAUCCACUUGCAGCUUAUGGUUCACUUUGACUAAACCUGAUUAAGCCUUAUAUAUGGUCCAUCCUUAUAUAUGGUCCAUCACAAUCCUGGUGACCCUGGAAAAGUCGCCAGUCCAUCGCAGUGCAACACAGAAACAAUUAACCAGGCACACACACACAUACCUACUGUAAGGGCAAUUAAGGAUGCCAUUUAGCCUAAGACUCAUGAUUUUGAACAAUGGGAAGAAGCUGGAGUAACCAGAGAGAACCCCCGCAUGCACGGUGCUGGAAAUUGAACCAAGGACCUUUUCCCUGCAAGGCAACAGUGCUACAAAUGGCGCUAUCAAGCAGCCCCCCAGAAUGUUACCAGAUGAUGAAGUUAAUAUUUUGUGACUAUACAGUUAUCAGGAAAAAAAUAUAUUUUAGUCCUUAAGAAAUAAGGACAAAAAACCCAUAAACAAUAAUCUUACAUGUUAGAAGUAUUUCAUCCAAUGAUGUAUCUGAGUUUUGAAUGUAUCAUACAGCAUGUAUUACGUAUUAGAAUGUAUUAGAAAGGGAAGGAAAUUUAGGGGUGGGUUUGACAGUGUGAAUGUUUAAGGACCAAAAAUGUACUUAGGGCUUAUUUAGUGCAUUUCAAUUUAAUACCCAAGCAACAGCUGGGGUACUGCUGAAAAAAAAUACAUGAAUGUGCUUAAUUUGCAUCCUACACCAUAAGCACAUAUAGGCAUUUUGAACAAGACUUAAAAUUAUCUAUCCAUUCAGAUCGAGCUUAGGUUGUUUUAUUAGUUUUAUACACAACCUAAAAGCGUUUGCAGCUACAAUAGUGGGCAAAUGACUCUACUUUUAAAAUGUUUUCCUGUUUUUUGUUUAAACUACCUUUCCAUUGUUAUUGGGGCUGUGUUCCUGUAUACCGCAUAAAAUCAAAAAAAAAAGUUCUUUUAAGUUUGAGUUUUCAAUUUGUUGACAAAUGCCAACUAUGCAGAUAACACUUUUCUUUUAAGUCAUAUAGUUUAAUGAAAGCAAAGACAAGUGGUAUACAAUAAAAUAUGGGUAAAUAACUAGUUUUAGUUUUAAUCUCAUAUUCUAAGUCUUUGGUACUGGUUGUUUUUUUUUUUUUUUUAUUAAGCCAUACUUGUUGCAGGAAAUUAUUAGUGAUUGUACAUGAUGUUAGGAUCUUUCAUAUACUGUAACAUAUGCAUCUGCUAUACAUACAGAUACCAAAAUAUGUGAUGCUUAAGUUAUAUGAAUGAGAACAUGCAUCUAUCAGAAAAUAAAGUUUUGUUUACAUACAAGAUUAUUUACAUAUUGUACAGCAUCAUAAUCACUUUCUUGUAGUAGCUGCUGUAGUUUACAUAUUUUACUUAUGUGGAACU
Cyprinodon variegatus (sheepshead minnow) is the source of this 2785-nucleotide messenger RNA. RefSeq names its product 5-hydroxytryptamine receptor 3A-like. Gene Ontology annotation, cellular component: membrane; synapse; neuron projection. Bases 14 to 1378 code for a protein of 454 amino acids. The record is from RefSeq and is a predicted model, not a curated record. The transcript has 11 exons. Gene Ontology annotation, biological process: nervous system process; signal transduction; monoatomic ion transmembrane transport. NCBI's taxonomy places the organism in Eukaryota, Metazoa, Chordata, Actinopteri, Cyprinodontiformes, Cyprinodontidae. Gene Ontology annotation, molecular function: transmembrane signaling receptor activity; extracellular ligand-gated monoatomic ion channel activity; neurotransmitter receptor activity.